AUGAAAGUGAAUUACAAUGGCGAAGUGGCCGCCGAUGAUGGCAGAUCUUCAGAUUUGGUUAGGGGCAAGCGAGAAUCCGAGUCGGAGAAACGUAGAUCUCUGACUUGUUCGGAGAGUUUGGAGGAGUCGCCAACGCAGUCGUCGCCAAUUGGGGGGAAAGGAAAAGGGGAUGAGAUCGACAACGACGAUGGAAUCGAAGCGGUGAGAGCGAAGCUGAUGUUCGAUCUUCAAGUGGCCGCCGACAAGAUGAAGGUUGCUAUUUUCAAGGACAGGGAAGAGGAGGAUUCCUCGAGGCCAUGGAAUCUUAGGACAAGGAGAGCUGCGUGUAAGGCUCCGUCGCCAAGUGGUGGAGGAGGGAAGAGUUUGACGAUCGAGAGGCGAAAGCCUGGUACUUCGUCGUCGAGGACUGAUGUGUCGGCGCCUAGAAGAAGUGAGAAGAAAGAGAGGGCAAAGUUCUCGGUUUCACUUUCUCAACAAGAGUAG
Molecule: messenger RNA, 483 nt
Organism: Vitis riparia (riverbank grape)
Lineage: Eukaryota; Viridiplantae; Streptophyta; Magnoliopsida; Vitales; Vitaceae
Exons: 1
Coding region: 1-483 (160 amino acids)
Source: RefSeq, a predicted model, not a curated record